Schistosoma haematobium is the source of this 4298-nucleotide messenger RNA. RefSeq lists its product as uncharacterized. Gene Ontology annotation, cellular component: oxoglutarate dehydrogenase complex; mitochondrion. Lineage: Eukaryota; Metazoa; Platyhelminthes; Trematoda; Strigeidida; Schistosomatidae. Gene Ontology annotation, molecular function: dihydrolipoyl dehydrogenase (NADH) activity; flavin adenine dinucleotide binding. The coding region runs from base 194 to 1687 and encodes 497 amino acids. The transcript has 10 exons. The record is from RefSeq and is a predicted model, not a curated record.
GUAAUAUCAGCAUCCUUUGUUGAUAUAUUGAAAACGAGAUUGAACCUCCACCGUAUUACAAAUUGCAAAGAUUAUUAUAGGUCGAUAGACCUAUCCUUAUUACUGAGGACUGAAGACUGAUAUGAGCAUGCAUGGGUUUGAGCGCCAAAUUUAGUAGAUCCGUUACGAGUGGGUUGGAGGUUUCGCUGCAAAAAUGGUCAGACUCCUUAGUAUCCGUCAAAUGGGAUUAACUAUGAGGUCCGUUUCCAGAGGAAUGUCAGUUUCUGCUCGUCGUCUUAAGGCAGAUGUUGUUGUCAUUGGAUCGGGUCCGGGUGGAUAUGUUGCCUCCAUUAAAGCUGCACAAUUGGGCCUGAAGACAGUGUGUGUAGAAAAGAACGACACUUUGGGCGGUACUUGCUUAAAUGUUGGUUGUAUUCCCAGCAAAUCGUUGUUAAAUAAUUCUCAUUUAUAUCAGCUCGUCAAUUCCUCAGAGAUGCAACACCGUGGAAUUGAUAUUGGAAGUUUCAAGCUUAACCUACCUGCUAUGUUGAAAGCUAAAGAAAAAGCUGUUUCAAGUCUAACUGGUGGGAUAGCAUACCUAUUUAAGCAAAACAAGGUUGAUCAUGUAAAUGGUUUUGGUUCGAUAGUUAACCCCAACGAAGUUUUAGUCAAAAAAGCUGACGGAAGUGAAGAACGGAUUGCAACUGAACGUAUUCUUAUUGCAACAGGCAGCGAAGUCACUCCAUUCCCUGGGAUUGAUAUCGAUGAACAGUCUAUCGUAUCAAGCACUGGUGCGUUGUCGUUAACCAAGGUCCCUCAACAUCUUAUAGUUAUCGGGGCUGGAGUUAUCGGCGUCGAAUUAGGUUCUGUAUGGAAGCGAUUAGGUGCUGAAGUCACUUGUGUGGAAUUCCUUGGUCAUGUUGGGGGUAUGGGCAUCGAUAUGGAAAUAAGCAAGAACUUUCAGAAAGUCUUGACUAAACAGGGUCUCAAAUUCCUUUUGAAUACUAAAGUUUUGUCAGCGUCAAAAUCUGGUGACAUCAUUACAGUACAGUUAGAAGGUGUAAAAGAUGGUAAAUCUCAAAGUAUUAGCUGUGACACCCUUUUAGUGUGUAUAGGAAGGCGUCCUUACACCAAUGGCCUUGGUUUAGAAAAUGUUGGAAUCAGAUUGGACGAGAAAGGUCGAAUUCCCGUUAAUAAAAACUUUCAGACAUCUGUUCCGAAUAUUUAUGCUGUCGGCGACUGUAUACCUGGUCCAAUGUUAGCACACAAAGCUGAAGAUGAAGGAAUAAUUUGUGUUGAGGGGAUGCUUGGUGGUGCUGUACACAUUGAUUAUAACUGUGUUCCUAGUGUUAUCUAUACUCAUCCUGAAUGUGCUUGGGUUGGUAAAACUGAAGAACAAUGCAAAGCAGAAAACAUUCCAUACAAAGUAGGCAAAUUUCCAAUGUCUGCAAAUUCACGAGCUAAAACUAAUGAUGAAACUGAUGGACUUUUCAAGGCUUUAGCCCACAAAGAUACAGACAGACUUCUUGGAGUACACUUACUUGGUCCAUCUGCUGGUGAACUGAUCAACGAAGCAGUAUUAGCUAUGGAGUAUGGCGCUUCAGCUGAAGACGUUGCACGUGUCUGUCAUGCCCAUCCGACGGUGUCUGAAGCUCUGCGUGAAUCUUGUCUCUCUGCAUUCUGUGGCAAAGCUAUCAAUUUCUCAUAGUAUCCAAUAGGCAAUUAAUCAACCUAACGUAUAUAUAUUUAUAUAGGUUAAUACAAUGUGGAAGAAGAUGGUUGUUUUUUUUACUACAUAAUACUCUUUCUACUGAUAAAUUUCAUUUAAUUCCAAAUGGCUUUUAUAUCUUAAAGUCAGGUUGGCAACUACUGUUCUGAGGUGACUUUCUCAAAACACCUAAUUCUUUUCUUCUAUUUUUGUUUGUUUAUCCCUCUGUGUUUUAACUGAUAGUUUAUUUGAUUAGAUUCAUUUUAUUUAGCAUGUUUGUAAAGCAGAAGUUUCUUCUUUUAAAGAACAAUAAAGUAGUUAUUAUAAUGAAUAUACUUAAGUAUCAAAUAUUAUUCGUCUUUAAAUUCUUAAUAUAACUAUAAAAUUAUUUAUUAAAAAAUUAAAACACUAAUGUAUAUGCAGUAUUUUACGAAACAGAUUGGUCGAAACAACAAUCUGAAAUCUCACAUAUUUUUAAAAUUUUUAAUUUAAUAAACAUAAUUUUUAGUACAACUGGUCAACAAAUAGAGCAUGAGCCACACAAAUGGAAAUAACAUUGUGAAGAAGUGAAGAACAAUGAAGGAGUACAGUGAGAAAAAUAGUAUACAACCAGAGAUACAAUUUAGUUAAACAUACAAUCAAGGACUUCUUUCAACUAAAGAAGUUUCUUUUUAUAUAAAGAAUGUCAAAGAAAACUACAACAGGAUUGUUCCGGGUUUCUAAACUGAACCAUUUCUGAUAACUAAUCAACUCACUGAGUUGCAUCAUCUCCAGAUAGAUAAUCUUAACUUAUGAUAUUCAUUAGACUGCAGUUACUUGUCGAUGGCACUUGGUAUGUUUUUCGACUUCAGUGCUCAGUCUAUAGGUUGUCUCAAUAUGAAAAACGUUAUGCUUUCCGAUUAUCUACUGCCACACAAUAGUGGGGGGUCAAUAUUUAUCAUCGCUGUCAUUGGACCGUAGGCAUUUAUUUGUUUUUACAGCCAUUUACACACGUCUACCGUUAUUAACAGUAGUAUAUGAUUCCAUGGUUUAUAUGAAAUUACGGUUUGUGGUGAAGCACGAAGUCUCUUAUUCAACUGUGGCAGGUUCGAGCCUUUCGAUGUAUGAGUGACUCGCCUCCGAAUGCUCCUGUUCGACUCUAGAUGCUCAUUACUGAGGAAUCCCAAACCAGUUUGAAACAACUCAUGCUCACUGGUUUUUUAAUAUUUUUAUGGUUGAUAUCGAUUUGUCACACAAACUACCUUCAAAAUGACAUCCUCAAAUACUUAGAUAGUUAGAUUGCCAUCGUAUGUAGUUAAUAUAUAACUGAUGUAUGUUCUAGAAUUUGUCAUAUCUUGAUAUAAUUAGAUUGUAGUACGAGUAUGGACAAUUGAUUUUCAUUAUCACUCUAAUCUUGUGUUGUGCCUCUUUCAUAUACAACUAUGACAAAUGUGCGUGUGUAUGAUUAGGUCCCUUGAAAUAUAUUGUCUUACGUAUCAUAGUGGUGGUAAUAUAUGUUUUCUUAUUUUUUGUUUGAUAAAUAUGUGAACACACUCAAUGAGAACACUGUUAUUUUGAUCAUAGUGGUUAAAAGUGUAGAAUGGAUGUGUUCCGAUUUCUUAUAGUUUUUACCUUUUAUGGUUAUAAUUUAAAGUCAACUACUCAUUAGUCUUAUCAUAUUCAGUUCUAAGUUGAUCAGUUUCUAUUAGAAGGUAAGUCUGCUGAACUGAUGCAUCGAUAUUGCCUGCAUUUAUAUGACGAAAUUGUAAAUCAAACUAAUACCAAAUCAGUCAUAAUCAACAUAGUCUAGUAUAAACAUGAGUUAGACCAACUUGCCAUAUUUCAUCAGCACAAUCAGAUGUAAUUAAUUAAAGGAAUAGCAAAAUAGUCGAGAUGAUAGUAGUAUAAUUAAUAGUUGGAAAAACUGAAUAUUGAACAAUACUUUGGACCAUUGUAUUUUCUAUGGGAUAUUAAUAAAGCAAAUCAUAAUCAGUUGAAUAAACAUAAAUCAAACGUUUACACUGGUUUAAUUAAAAUUCAUUUAAGAAGCAAAAAUUCCGACAAAUAAAUGCUUAUAUUCUUUAAGUAUAAUACCGGAUAUGGUGAAGAUCACUUGGGUAACAUGAAUCAUGGAUUUGAAAAAAAAUUAGUCAUUUUGUGUCCAUAUAUCAGGAUGAGCUACUUCCAUCUAUUCAAUAAGACCAAUCACUGUUGAUUACCAUUUCGAACUUUCAUCAAGCAAACAUCAGAAAAAUAAUUAUAUCAAGUGUUCGAUCAGGGAGUAUGUAAUAUAUGGAAUGUAUUAAGUAGGAAACAGGUAAAACGGGGUGAGUACAAAUAAGAGUUAUCUAACAUAUAUACAAACAAAAGCAAUUAUCUCAGAUAAACCGGAGUUAAAGAAACACAGAAGGGGAAUAUGUAAGUUAGAUAGGGUGAUCUUAUAGUAGAGUUGACUAUCGCUUUGAACCAGGUCAAUAAAAAAGAAGUAAUAAAAUCUGCUUUUUUGGACCCUACAACAUAUAUGUGAUCAGACGAAGAGUAGAGGAAAACAAGCUCCAUGAACUUAAUACUGUUCUGUCUUAAAUGUAGCACUAAUUUAUAUUUCAACAAGUUCAAGUAAACAAGUGAUGAU